Molecule: messenger RNA, 1503 nt
Organism: Dermacentor silvarum
Lineage: Eukaryota; Metazoa; Arthropoda; Arachnida; Ixodida; Ixodidae
Exons: 1
Coding region: 180-1478 (432 amino acids)
Source: RefSeq, a predicted model, not a curated record
ACGUGUUCCACGUGUCACUCGCAGCUCGUGGAGCGUUCAGCGCAGACAUUUUUUUCUCCCCGCCACGCGCUUGCGCCGAUCGAACGCGUCGCGCAAACAAUAUAGCAUUCCUUUCUACCUCAACGAUCAACACCUUUCUCCGACGUGAACGCAGCCGAAGAGGUGGGGGACCUGUAAACAUGACCGGAAUGGGCGACAGUCCCCAGGCGACAGCGGCCGACGUCUUCCCGAAGCUCCUCAGAUAUCUCGAGCCGGUACGCCGUCAGCCCACGCUAGACGAGAACGACCUCAUCGAGCCCAGCCCACGUCAGGUGGACCUGGCGAGUCGCGUCUGCGUCCAAGACUGCGUCGUGGCGCUCGGCACUCCGGAAAUGCGAAGCCAGCUCUGCGUCACCUUCCUCUUGUCCCUGAAGGCGUCUCGCGCCGCCAUCGUCGGCGAGAAGAUUUGCGAGGACGGAGACUUUCUCGACUACCUGCGACUCUUCCUGCCUGUCCAAGUCCGCGUGGUGUCUUCAGCCAUGGCCUGGUCCAGGGAGGACUUCCGGGACGCCUAUCUCAUCGUGGAACCCGACGUCCUCUGGACUCUGCUGAAGGACGGCGCCCUCGGGUCAUCCGACGUCGACGCCCUGGUUCUCAGAGACUUCGAGCGCUACCUAGACGCGGACCACGCCUACCGGAAAGUCCUGUCUCGUUUCCAGCAGCCCGCGGCCGCCUCUUCGACACGACUUCUAGCGCUCGCUGACGGUCUGUACGUCGGCAGUCUCGGAGGUCUCGAAUCGGAUCUGCGGUGCCUGAGGACGCCACUGAGGCUGACCUGUCACCUCGGCACUCCCGCGGUGCCCUACACCAAGGAGGUCGCGGUAGAACUGUGUCCCCUCGAGGUUGACUGGCAAUCGGGCGACGACGACUGGAAAUGGGCCAUGGACGUCGUGACCUGCUCGGAGUAUCCCGAAGUCCGGGACGUCGGGACGGCCCUGAACGAGUGGGGCAUCUCCGUGGCGUACGGCGAGGCCAUCAAGACGUUCGCGGUCACGCCAAGAAGCGAGCUGCGAGAAUUUCUGAGACUGAGCCGGAUGGUCCUGACGCCCCUCAAGGGCUACGCCGUCCUCAACUACGUUCAGGGCAGAACGCUAGCCCUGACGAACACGGCGUCCUCGAUGCGCGACCUGGAUAAGUGGCUUCGCGAGGAGGGCUCCGUGACGGUCAUCGAAGAGCCCGACGAGGUCGCCUUGGCAUGGGUGGUGGUUCUGGUGGCGACGACGACCGACAUGCCGACGCUGAGGCGCUAUUGCUGGGACGCCGUCGUCCUGUGUGACCUGCCGUUCGGCGUCUCGUGCGAUGCGCUCUUCGCAAACGCCGACCGCAAGGUGGCACUCGCCACGGAACGCGAGUGGAAGCGUUGGACGGAGCUGCUCGACCUACACGACGAGCUGGACAAGCUACUGCUUCGAGUGAACGAGCGAUCCGUGCUUGAAUAGAAAAAUAUAUUUUGCGUUCGCAGUU